UCAAAUUAGAAAAAGGUGUAAAAGUCAUAAAGUUCACCACUGGUAUAAUGUUAAAGCCAUAUAUAGAGCUUUCGAGAUUAGUGAUAGUAAUUGGAUGCAACCGGAUCUGGGGUGAUGAAUGUCGUGAGUAAUGUCUCCCUUGCAGCCAAUUGAAAAAAAAACGAUACCCCCUAUUCGAGAGAAUGUCGUAAGAACGAAAAAUUAGAUCAACUAUAAUCACCAUGUGGAUAUACCUUUAUCUAUAGACUAAACUAUAAAGGAUUUUAAAGGUGACAGGGUUUACCUAUAAGUAGGAAUACGGAAUAGGAAGUCAAAGAAAUGACCACACAGACAAUAGGGAUAAAUAGUAACGAUGAAAAUGUUCUACUAGAAGAUGACUUUAUUAAGAGUUAUAAUGAAGAAAAUAAAGCAUCAUUUAGAAAUCGACUUAAACGAUCUUCCUUUGUUCAAGCCUCUAUAGGCACUGAAGAGUUAUUGGUGGAGAAAUUAGAUUCAUUUCUUUCUUCUAUAGAGUCCAGGUUGGAUAGUUUCGAAUCUUUUUUUAAGUUUAAUCUGAAACAAGAGAAAGGAAAUGAAAAGGAGAAUGUUCUCAUCCCUAAUAACGAUUAUUAUUUGACAACAGAUAGGACAUUAGAUCCUUAUCUUGGAGCAACCAAGACUCGCAGGAGAAGCAGUUCUGCUAGUUUUAGUACCAUAAAAAAUUAUUCUGCAAGAAAUUUAAACCUUAUUCAUCAAAGAUUAAAUUUAAUCAAAGAGUCGGUUUUAAAAAAUUCAUUAACCAACUUGGAAUUUUUGUAUAAGACUUUGGACGACCAAUAUAAUUACUUAUUCAAUCCUGGUGAAGAGAAUGCUGAAGAUGAUUAUGAUUCAGACAAUUAUAGCAAUACACUUUCUCCAACAACUUCUGGUACUGCAAAUAGGAAAGAAUUGCUUUCUAGAAAGAUUAUAAAAACAAUCCAAUAUUUUGAUGAAAAAUUACUUCAGAUAGAUGAUUUCAUUAAAGUCAAUCAACCAGAUUCCAAAAUAGAUUAUGACCAAGACUCCUCAUUAGCUCAACUUCGAUUUUAUAACUUUAACAAGACAGUAAAAGCUGCAGAAAAGAGAUACGUACAUUACUACGAGUUACCAUUAAGUUGGAGAGAAAAUAAAUAUAUCAUACAUGGUUACAGGUUUUCUUUAAGUCAUAGAACACUUAUGAGUUCAAUAUUCAAAUUUAAUCAUAAUGAAACAAUGAAUAUAUGGUCUCACAUGGUGGGAUUUUUCAUUUUCUUAUACAUAUGCUUCGUUCAUUAUCCUCAAAGUGAUGUAUAUAAGAUGAAUAGCUUUCAAGAUAAUUGUGUGAUGUACCUUUUCUUAGCUGCAGCUAUAAAGUGUUUAGUCAGUUCUGUCACUUGGCAUACUUAUUCUGGAUGUGCCCACUUAUCAUUGAGAUCAACUUGUGCAUGCGUGGAUUACACUGGAAUAACCGUUCUAAUCACAUGUUCAAUCAUUGCGGUCGAAUAUUGCUCGUUGUACAGUUAUCCUAAAUUAUUAACUACAUAUAUGGUGUUUUCAUGUGCUAGUGGAGUGGGAGGUUUACUUUUUAACUGGUCUCCUUAUUUCGAUCGUCCUGAAUGUCGUUCGGUAAGAAUCUUCUUCUUCGUAGGGUUAGCCAUAUUGGGAGCUUCAUCAGCAUUAUGUAAGUGGUUUUAUGACGGUAUGUCCGUAGCAUUCUACUUCUUCUCACCUUUAUUCUAUAAGAGUUUCUUGUGGUAUUGGAUAGGGGUUAUCUUCUAUGGAGGUUUGAUUCCUGAGAGAUGGAGAUAUGAUGUUAUCAUUGAAGAGAAUAAUAAUGUUCAUAAUUGUGAACAUAAUUAUGACUCUAUAGAUGUUUUGACAGACAACAUUGAGAAAAGUGGUGAAGAGGAAUUUGAAGAGAUCGAAGAAGAAAUUGAGGAAAUUAUCGAUAAAAGGGACCAAUCUGGAAGCAAUUCGGACGAUAAGUUAAAGUCAGUUAUAGACAAACAUUUCCCGGAAGAGCCUAUUUUAUCACCUUAUCACAAAGAAUUCUUUUCCUUGUGGUGGGUGGAUUAUUUUAUGGCUAGCCAUAAUAUCUGGCAUAUUUGUGUUGUAUUGGGUGUACUUGGUCAUUAUGUCUGUGUAUUAGAAAUGUUCCGACAAAUAGCCAGGCAAUAGAUAUUAGUAGAAGUAUAGUUUUAAUGUUUUUAGAGAUUUUCAUAAUAUAAGAGUCUAAUUAAUCCAGAACGUGCUGAAAUUCAGUCACUUUAGUGAAGUAAAUAAGGAUUUUUCAAAGCACUUAAAAAUUACGGGGUGCAGAUGCCCUUUCAUCAUUAUAGUUAGGAAUGGAUGAAACUGGUACAGUAACUUGAGACGAUAAAUUGCAGGUUGCAGCUUUAUGAAUCAGAUGUAGGGCUUAAGCUAAAGGCCGCCGGGGAUCAGUGUGGAGUAAGUACAUAUUAAAGAUGGGGCUCAGAAGAAUUAUCAUAAAAUUGAUUAUUGAAUGAAAUUGGAAUACAACAAUAAAGCGAGGGGAGGGUUGAGACUUCCUUG
This is a messenger RNA of Scheffersomyces amazonensis, 2550 nucleotides long. RefSeq lists its product as uncharacterized. Lineage: Eukaryota; Fungi; Ascomycota; Pichiomycetes; Serinales; Debaryomycetaceae. The coding region runs from base 319 to 2175 and encodes 618 amino acids. Gene Ontology annotation, cellular component: membrane. Gene Ontology annotation, molecular function: signaling receptor activity. The transcript has a single exon. Gene Ontology annotation, biological process: intracellular zinc ion homeostasis. The record is from RefSeq and is a predicted model, not a curated record.